Pestalotiopsis fici W106-1 is the source of this 1050-nucleotide messenger RNA. RefSeq names its product oxidoreductase bli-4. The record is from RefSeq and is a predicted model, not a curated record. Lineage: Eukaryota; Fungi; Ascomycota; Sordariomycetes; Amphisphaeriales; Sporocadaceae. Bases 1 to 1050 code for a protein of 349 amino acids. The transcript is spliced from 3 exons.
AUGCAGUCAGCCAUAGACACCAUCAAGAACACAAUUGGAGAGAACUUUGGUGGUGCGGCUCAAAAGUUGAGCACACAUCAGUUCAGUCUCGAUGAUGUCCCUGAUUUGACCGGCAAAGUCGCGGUGGUGACGGGAGGCAGCGAAGGCAUUGGAUACGGCUGCACUCACACGAUGCUGAAACAUAACAUUGCCAAGAUCUACAUUCUGUCCGUAUCCGAAGAGGUUGUCAAGGGAGCCAAAAAUGCCAUCGCUGAGGACUUGGGCCAAGAAGCCGCGAAUAAGACGCAAUGGCUCCAAUGCGAUGUGUCCGACUGGACGAGAGUCAAGGACAUGGCCGAGCAGAUCAAGAAAGAAAGCAAUCGCCUUGAUAUCUUGAUAAACAACGCCGCCCGCGGCAUCAUGACAUACCAACUCACGGACUACGGAGUGGAUAGGCACAUGGCUUUGAAUCAUAUGGGGCAUGUCAUUCUCACGUCACACUUGCUCCCGUUGAUGAAAAGGACUGCCGAGCAAGGGAACGUGGUCAGAAUUAGCAACCAAGCCAGUAACGCUCAUCAAGCCACGCCCAGUGAUACCAAAUUCGAGAACCUUGAGGAGCUCAAUCGGGAUCUUGGCCCAAAUGGGCAAUACGGUCGAAGCAAACUGGCGGGUAUCUUAUAUGCAAGAUACUUCAAUCGGCAUGUCACGCAGGCUGGCCAUCCGAAUGUCCUCAUGAAUGCGACUCAUCCUGGCUUUGUCAGUACCAAAAUGAGCAAAGACGAUAUCCAUGAGCCUUAUCCCCUCGGUGGAUAUGCCAUGUCAGUCGGUUUUGAACCGUUCAAGAAGGAUCAGUGGGAUGGUGCCGUGUCUACAAUGUUUGCGGCGACUGCCACAGACAAGUCAGGCCAGUAUAUUUGUCCGCCAGCGGUUCCAGAGUCGGGUAACGAGCUUGCUCAGGAUGACAAACUGGCCGAUCGUCUCAUGCAAUUGACUAGACAGGUGGUGAUGGAGAAGACGAAACGCCAAUCGGCGGACCAAGGCUGUCCAUUUGACGAUCUCGUAUUUCAUUAA